AUGCCUGGUCCAGCCAUCUCCCCACGACCUGGACACACCGGCAACUCCUACCCGGACUACAAACAGGAGUACUACUCACAGCAACACCAGAAGCAAGAAUACAGUUACGACCCUCCCUUUGCUUAUGACAACCAUACCAACACUGCCAUUUCCACCACCCCAAGAUACCCCUCAUCAUCAUCCACCCCUACUGUAUACAACAACAACAUUAAUCUCAAUCCUAUCAACGACCACCAAUACAGUUACGCUUCUCCUGCCUCCAGUUAUCAUAACAGCAAUAGCAAUAACAACUAUUAUAAUUCUAAUACUGGCAAUAAUACCUCCUCGGCUGCAGCCACAAAAGCAGCAUCAGCAGCACGCCGUAGCCGAGAACUCUCUCAGACAACCCCUACAGCAAGACUCCCAACACCGCAAUUACGACCCAUAUCCUCACCGAACACCAAGAGUCCCCCAGCUGUAGCCUCAGCCAACGUACACUCUCCUGGGGAGCAAGACCCCACUAAUGCCGAGAGUAAACCUAAAGCACCGCCUUCUUACUGCUAUCCACCUCAGCCCUCCUCCCGACCUUCGUCGCCGGACCCUGACGACCAUGGCCCCUUCAUCUCGCGUAUCAAACAGCUGUUCAAGUUCCCGUCCUCGACCUACGGCAAAUCAAUGGUCUUGGUAAUUGCAGUCGAGGCAUUGCUCGUGAUUAUUAUGCAGGCUAUCAUUGUCGGUCUGUACUUCCACAGCCUGGUCGACACGCCAUUGCCGCCACCGACGUCAGGAUUAUAUGCCAACAUAACUAUGCCACCUUAUCUGGACACGAGGAACCAGUCGCGCUCUAUUCCUGCGUACCUCAUUGUCUUCGUCUUUGCACAGCUUUUCCAACUCGUCUUUGCCUGGGACGCA
This is a messenger RNA of Gamsiella multidivaricata, 891 nucleotides long. RefSeq lists its product as uncharacterized. The record is from RefSeq and is a predicted model, not a curated record. The transcript has 2 exons. Lineage: Eukaryota; Fungi; Mortierellomycota; Mortierellomycetes; Mortierellales; Mortierellaceae. The annotation marks the transcript as partial.